CAAAUCGAGUACCUCAAUCCAUUUACAAACUCAUGGCCAACGUCCGAGCAGCUUGUUUUCUCAUCCUCCACUUUAUUACAUUAUUUUUGGUACAGUCUUGCAUGUUUAACGUCUUUGCUAAUGCUGCAAUUCUCAACAUUACCACAGAUCAAUCUGCUCUUUUGGCCUUGAAAGAUCAUGUUUCUUAUGAUCCUCAUCAUGUUUUAACAAACAAUUGGUCCACCUCUACUUCUGUUUGCAAUUGGGUCGGUGUCACUUGUGGUUCUAAACAUCUCCGAGUCAAAGCUUUAAACAUUUCCUACAUGGGCCUUGUUGGUACCAUUCCUCCGCACAUUGGGAACCUUUCGUUCCUUGUUAGCCUAAGCAUAAGAAACAACAGUUUUCAUGGCUCAUUGCCAAAUGAGUUGUCGCGUCUUUAUCGCUUGGAAUACUUAAACUUUGGAUUCAAUGAAUUCAUAGGUACUUUUCCACAAUUUCUAUCUAACAUAACUUCGUUGCAAAAAUUUUAUUUUGCAUAUAACCAACUUUCAGGAUCCAUACCUUCCUCUAUAUUCAACAUAUUUGGCUUGCAGAAAAUUAGUCUUAGAGGAAACAAACUUGCGGGUCCGAUGCCAUCCAUCUUGGUCAACGUAUCUUCGUUGCAAGUCAUUGAUCUAAGCUUUAACAUGUUGGUUGGUACACUACCAAUGUACAUCUUUGAUCAUCUUCCUAAGUUACAAGCUAUCUCUUUGAGUAGCAAUCAACUUCAUGGUCAACUUCCGUCCACUUUGUACAAGUGUAAGCAGUUACAAGUUCUAGCCCUUUCCAUGAAUAAUUUCAAUGGAAGGAUAUCUCCGGAAAUAGGGAACUUAACCAUGCUUACAGAGUUAUAUCUUAGUGACAACAAAUUUGAAGGUACCAUCGCAUCCAGCUCCUUGUUCAAGUGCAAAGACCUACAACUGUUAGAUUUGGCUAUAAAUAACUUCACAGGAAGAAUACUCCCGAACAUAGUAAACUUAACCAUGCUUACCGAGUUAUAUCUUGAUCAAAAUAACUUUGAAGGUUCAAUACCGAGUGAAAUUGGUAACCUCCAGAGUCUAGAGUAUAUUAGCGCCGUAAUCAAUGGUUUUGUUGGCCCAAUUCCAUCCGAGAUCUUCAACAUCUCAACUAUACAAACUAUUUCAAUGGGGUAUAACAAAUUUUCAGGCCAUCUUCCAUCAAAUAUGGGCCUCUUCCUUCCGAAGCUCAGACAACUAGGUCUUCCAGAAAAUAAAUUGAGCGGAGGAAUUCCCAACUCCAUCUCCAAUGCUUCACAGCUCACUCUCCUAGACUUGAGUCGUAACUCAUUGUCGGGCAUAAUUCCAGAAGCACUUAGUAAUUUAAGGCUCCUCGAGUGGCUAAACCUGGAAUUUAAUAAUUUGACCAUGGGAAGUCAAGAAUUGAGUUUAUUCUUUUACUUAUCGAAUUGCAAAAAUCUUAGAAUAAUAUCUUUUUCAUUAAAUCCCCUUCAUGGCUUCCUUCCCAAUUCCGUUGGUAACCUUUCUCUCUCUCUUCAAAGACUUUACCUAUCUUCUUGCCAUAUUAAGGGAAGCAUUCCGGCAGAGCUUGGGAAUCUAAGUAGUUUGAUUAUUUUGGAACUAUCCAACAACGAAUUGAAAGGACCUAUUCCAACUACAUUAGGAAGAUUGCGCAUGUUACAAAGUUUGUCCCUUGGAGCUAAUAAACUAGAGGGUCAUAUCCCGUCUGAUCUUUCUCAUCUAAAGAGUUUGUAUGCCUUGUCUCUAGAUAGCAAUAAGCUUUUUGGACAUAUUCCAACAUGCAUAAGCAAUCUAACUUCCCUAAGAUCUCUCUACUUAGGUUUCAACCAAUUAACAUCCACGAUUCCUUUGAGCUUGUGGAGCCUUACAAAUCUCUUGCAGGUUGACCUGUCAUCCAAUUCGUUAACUGGCAUUCUUUCAUUAGAGAUUGGAGAUAUGAAAGUCCUAAGGAUGUUGAAUCUAUCAAGAAAUCAACUAUCAGGGAAUAUCCCAAUAACAAUUGGUGGUCUCAUAGAUCUAACUAAUCUCUCUUUAGCAGUCAACCAACUAGAAGGUUCAAUUCCAGAGUCUUUUGGUGCACUUUUAAGCUUGGAGAUCUUAGAUCUUUCCUGUAACAAUUUAUCUGGAAGAAUUCCCAAGUCCUUAGAAGCACUUGUGUACUUGAAGUAUCUAAAUGUCUCUUUCAAUAAUCUACAAGGGAAAAUUCCGACGGGAGGGCCAUUUGUACACUUAUGGCCUGCUUUGUUUAUCUCAAAUGAUGCGCUUUGUGGUGCUCCUCGAUUACAAGUUCCUCCAUGUGAAGAAGGUUCUCCUCACAAAAAAAAGGCCAUAGUAUCGCAUCUACUGAAGUAUUUGUUACCAACAAUUGGGUUAGCGAUGCUAGUAGUGAUCCCUUCAUUAGCCUAUAAAAUAUGCAAAACAAAGAAUCCUAGAUCUUCACUGCAGGCAGACUUGUACAAUUUAACUACAUGGAAAAGAAUUUCUCGCCAAGAACUUCUACUAGCAACAGAAAGGUUUAACUCAAGCAACUUACUUGGUGAAGGGAGUUUUGGAUCAGUAUACAAGGGAACACUUUCAGAUGGGAUGAAUAUUGCAGUAAAAGUUAUAAACUUGCAAGUCGAAGGGGCAUUUAAGAGUUUUGAUGUAGAGUGUGAGGUAUUACGGAAUGCUCGUCAUCGCAAUUUGGUCAAAAUCAUUACCAUUUGUAGCAACGUCGACUUCAAAGCACUUGUAUUGGAAUACAUGCCAAACGAGAACUUAGAGAAGUGGUUAUACUCUGAUGACCGUUGUUUGAAUUUCUUACAAAGGCUGAAUAUAAUGAUUGAUGUCGCAUCAGCAUUGGAAUACCUUCAUUAUGGUUACUCAGCAGUUAUUGUUCAUUGUGAUUUGAAGCCAAGCAACGUCUUGUUAGAUGUGGAUAUGGUUGCACAUGUUGCUGAUUUUGGUAUCGCCAAACUCUUAUGUGGUGAGGAUUCUAUGAUGCAAACCAUAACUCUUGCUACUUUGGGGUAUAUGGCACCAGAGUAUGGAUUAGGAGGAGUUGUGUCUACAAGAGGGGAUGUGUAUAGUUAUGGCAUUCUACUCAUUGAGACUUUUACAAGAAAAAAACCUACAGAUGACUUGUUUGCAGGAGAAAUGAGCUUGAAGCGGUGGGUAAAUGAAGCAUUGCCCAUCUCAGCAAUUGAUAUUGUUGAUGCCAGCUUGCUGGGAAACGAAAGAUAUUCUAUUGCAUUGGAGGAGUGCAUAUCUUCAAUUAUGGGAUUGGCUUUAGAUUGUUGUGCAGAGUUGCCUGGACAAAGAACUAACAUGAAAAUUGUUUUAGCCACGCUAAAGAAGAUCAAAACAAAGUCUUUAAGAGAUGUGGAAGCUCACUGACAUCAGCCAUGUGUUUGUUUAAAUCUUUUCUUUAUAUGUCUUUCUUAAUUAUAAAAGGGUAUUUUGAGAUUCCGAAAAAGAUACUUGUACUGUUGAAGUUACCGUUUAUGGUAUAUAAUUAUUAUAUGGUCAUUGAGAAUUAAUGGAAUACUUCAU
Juglans regia (Persian walnut) is the source of this 3548-nucleotide messenger RNA. RefSeq names its product probable LRR receptor-like serine/threonine-protein kinase At3g47570. Lineage: Eukaryota; Viridiplantae; Streptophyta; Magnoliopsida; Fagales; Juglandaceae. The record is from RefSeq and is a predicted model, not a curated record. The coding region runs from base 33 to 3392 and encodes 1119 amino acids. Gene Ontology annotation, biological process: protein phosphorylation. The transcript is spliced from 4 exons. Gene Ontology annotation, molecular function: ATP binding; protein kinase activity; protein binding.